This is a messenger RNA of Saprolegnia diclina VS20, 947 nucleotides long. RefSeq lists its product as hypothetical. NCBI's taxonomy places the organism in Eukaryota, Oomycota, Saprolegniomycetes, Saprolegniales, Saprolegniaceae. The record is from RefSeq and is a predicted model, not a curated record. The annotation marks the transcript as partial. The transcript has a single exon.
UCGAUGCCCACGCUUCGUCGCUUAUCCCUCACUCUUCGACAUCUACUCUCCUCAUCAUGCCCGUCCAAGACAGCAUCAUGACCAUCUCGCCUGGCAACACGGCGGCAGCCAACGGCGGCGACGUCGUCGCGUGGCGCGAGACGUUCGGUCACCCCGCCGACCUCAAGGACGAUGAUGAGUACGAGGAGAACUUCCAGCGCAAACGCCGCAAUCGUAUCAUUGGCAUCUCGGCCGCCGCCUUGCUCGUCGUCGGCGUGGCUGUCGCCGUUAUUUGCACGCAAUCUGGUGGCACCGAUGCAAGCGUGAGCUCUGGCAACAAUGUACCGGGAGGUAAGUCUCCGACGCCUGUGCCGUCGUCGUCCAGCGGUGCGCCUUCGUCCGGCGAGGUGUCGGUUGGCAACACUGGAGUUGGCGAUGCCACGGUUCCUGUCGCUACGACGUUCACCCCCAUCUCGAUCGUCGAUGGCAACUCGACUACUGCUACCAACACCACAGAAACCGUGACGACGGAGCCCACCACCGUAACGCCAGAGCCCACAACUGCGCAGCCGACGACCGAAGCGGCUUCGCACCUCGAAGAGGCCACCUUGGCCCCGACGCCCGCUCCCACGCCGGCCCCGACGCCGGCCCCGACGCCCGCUCCUACGCCCGCUCCGACGCCCGCUCCGACGCCAGCUCCGACACCUGCUCCUACGCCGGCCCCGACGCCUGCGCCGACCCCGGCACCCACGCCUGCACCAACGCCCGCCCCAACCCAAGCGCCCUCGCCACCCAGCCCCGCUGCAAUCGGGUCGGGUGUUUACCGCAUCAAGAACGGCUGCGACAAGCCGCUCGACCUGUGGUGGCGCACGCAGCCGUAUGCCGACCACAACACGCAGCUCGCCGGCGGCGGCACCAAAGACUUUGGUGUUGGUGACUUUGGCGCUGGCAACGUCAUGUUCAAGAGC